Eruca vesicaria subsp. sativa (arugula) is the source of this 1726-nucleotide messenger RNA. Lineage: Eukaryota; Viridiplantae; Streptophyta; Magnoliopsida; Brassicales; Brassicaceae. The record is from the annotation of a GenBank genome assembly.
GAGGACGUGGUUGGGUUGUUUCGUUUCCAUCCACUCUUUCUUUCUUGUUUGUUUCUCUCUUCUCCAGCCCUUCGCCAGAGCUACACGACGACAAAACAAAAGCUUCAGCUUUUUUUGGGGGUUUAAUUUCUCCAGAAGAGUCAAAUCAAAAGAAAAACAGAUUUGAAUUUUCUUGGGUUUUUAGAGAAGAAGCAGUUACAUUUUAAAAGGGAGGGAGACAAUGGAGGAAACAAUGGCGGCUAGGUAUUGGUGUCACAUGUGUUCACAAAUGGUGAAUCCAAUAACAGAAUCUGAGAUCAAAUGUCCCUUUUGCCAAAGCGGAUUCGUGGAAGAAAUGAGCGGUAAUGGCACUGGAGGAGGAGGCUUAAGAGACGUUCAAGACCCUGAAACCGAGUUUGGAACAGACCGUGCUAUGUCUCUAUGGGCACCAAUCUUACUCGGAAUGAUGAGUAGUCCUAGGAGACGAAGAAGGUUCAGAAGAGCAGAGUUUGGUGAAGAAGAAGACAAUGAAGAAAACGAUGAAGAUGUAUCCAACAAUGUUGACCGUCGUCAUCAUCAUCAUCAUCAUAGAGCUAGAAGACACGGUGGAGAGAUUGAUUUGGAUAGAGAGUUUGAAUCACUCUUGAGGAGAAGAAGAAGAAGCUCAGGGAAUAUAUUGCAGCUGCUUCAAGGGAUACGUGCAGGGAUUGCUUCAGAGUAUGAAAGCUCUGAUAAUAAUAACGAUAGAGUUAUCAUGAUCAAUCCUUAUAAUCAGUCUCUCGUUGUUAGAGGAUCUUCUGACCAAACUCAGACACAUCCUGCAUUGACUUCACUUGGAGAUUACUUUAUUGGACCUGGUUUGGAUCUUUUGCUUCAGCAUUUAGCUGAGAAUGAUCCUAACAGGCAAGGGACCCCACCUGCUCGUAAAGAAGUGGUUGAGGCUUUGCCAACGGUUAAGAUAACGGAAGCGUUGUUGCAGUGUUCGGUUUGUUUGGAUGAGUUUGAGAGAGGUGUGGAGGCUAAAGAGAUGCCUUGUAAGCAUAAGUUUCAUGUUAAGUGUAUUGUUCCGUGGCUUGAGUUGCAUAGCUCGUGUCCUGUUUGUCGGUUUGAGCUUCCUUCUGGUAAUGGUGAUGGUGAUGAUGAGAGUAAGGUUGAGACAGAGAGAGGGACGGGGACAAGAAGUGUUCCUGAGAGUAGUAACAGAGAGGUGGUUGUUGAGAAUGUGGGGAGUGUGGAGAGAGGAAGAGAGGAUGAGGGGAGGAGUGGGAAUGGGAGAAGGUUUUCGAUUCCAUGGCCAUUCAGUGGUUUCUUCUCUUCUUCUUCUUCUUCGUCGCCUUCUUCAUCUGGAACAUCUCAGUCUGGUGAGAACAAUGUUUACUCAAGAUCUUAUGGUUCUUCUCGCUGAUAAAAGAACUAAGAAUCUUGGUUAUGUUCUUGUUGUCUUUUCAUUGUCUCAUGUUCUAGCUCUUCAUCUUGUUUUAUUCUCUGCAUUUCACUCGCUGCUUUUAUGUACAUAACAAUGAUUUUCUUUUACUCAAGACUGUUGAAAAAAUUCCAUGCAUGUAUUAUAUGUUCUUCUUUCGUUUCAAUCUUCUUUCAUUGUUGCUGUACAGAGAUGAUCACAUUCGGUUUGUGUGUUCUUAGUUUCCACUGUUUUUGUUGUUGUGGUCUUCUAUAUCAGAUUUAUGUCAAUUGAUUUUCCAAAUCAUGAAGGAAAAAGUAUAAAGAAUCAGUUCAACUCACAUCC